Molecule: messenger RNA, 2124 nt
Organism: Besnoitia besnoiti
Lineage: Eukaryota; Apicomplexa; Conoidasida; Eucoccidiorida; Sarcocystidae
Exons: 9
Coding region: 1-2124 (707 amino acids)
Biological process (GO): calcium import into the mitochondrion; mitochondrial calcium ion homeostasis
Cellular component (GO): uniplex complex
Molecular function (GO): calcium ion binding
Source: RefSeq, a predicted model, not a curated record
AUGCCGUCUCCCCCUGCUUCGCUGUCCUACUGGCCUCUCUGGUUGAGAGCCCUGGCGACCGUGCGUCGCCCGCAGCAGGACGCGAAACCGAAGAGUGCGCGUCCCCUGACGAUCCAGAACUCUCUGGCUUUCUCGUAUCAUUCUUCGUCGUCUGUCUCUCCUGAGGCUCCGCCGUUGUGUCAGCUCCGUCCCCCCUCGAAACGCCGCCUUCGGAUUUUCUCUUCUCCUCUCUCUCCUGCCUCCGAGUCUUCGCCGCGCUCUGCUGGGCGGCGCCCUGACGCCCGUCGCGCUCUUCUUUCUCCUUCCGCUUUGUCGACCUCCUCGCCUGCGCUUCGUGCUUCUGGCGGCUCAACUGACAGAAACGCACCCGUCCCCCUCCCCUCCUCCUUCGCGUUCGGCUCUCUCAGGGGCCGCCGCAGGCGCCACGCAGGCCUCAGCGUCGCCGCAUGCAAAGAGAAGGCAGCUGAAGACGCAGGGAGCGCUGGCGAACUCCCCACGGCGCAAAAACUCGAAAAACGACCUCAAGUGGCCGGCCGACGCACGCCCUGCAGCAUCACGACGAACUACGAAAACCGCCUCAAGUUCGCCUCCGCGCCAGAGAAGGUCUUCGAGUACUACGCCUCGCUGCGCGACCCCAAGACGGGCGAGCUCUUCAUGACGCGCGAGGAUUUUUUCAACUCGAUUCUUCCAUCUGCCUUCGAGUUUCCUUCUUCUCCGGCCUCGGCGGCCGCGUCUGAUGCAGCGCCUGUUUCGUUCUUCUCCUCCUCUCACGCACUGAGACGGAGAGGCAAGGACAGCGGAGAGGCGUCAAUCACUCGAAAAGACAACAAAGACUUCUGCGUCGAUCUCUCCUUUUUCGGGCAUCCGUCUUCUGUCCUUACUGCCGCCGAUGCCAAUGCCGACGGAUUGAUCUCCUUCGAGGAGUUCCUCUUCAUCACGGCGCUUCUCGCGACCCCUCUGCGGCUCUUUCGUCUGGCCUUCGAUCUGAAGCGCCGCCCGCCGACUCUCUUUGCGGGAUACGCGGAGUACACCGGACGCAGAGAGAGCGGAGAGGAGGCAGAAAAGACAGAAAACAAAGGGCAUGCGAGGCGACAUGAAGGCGACGGAUCUCAGAGGCGAGAAGGCCAUGAGAGACGAGGAAGCCCGACAGAGAGGCCGCCAGGAGAUGAGGCUGGGGAAGAACUGUACCUCACAAAAGAGGAAUUCGUUGACCUUAUGGAAACUAUUAUCAGACGGUCCGUGCGCGGGCGUAAGCUGGUCAUGAGCCCCUCUCUCUCGUGGUCGCCUUCUUCUUCGUCUCGUUCUCCAGAGAUGUCUGCGUCGCCGCCUCCGGAUUCGGCCUUCUUCUCUCUUUCUCUCCCGGAAAGCCGCACCGUGCAUUUGAAGGCCGGCGGCGGACUCCGCGGCUGCUGCGAGGCCUUCGUCGCAGGCCCGCUUGGCUCGCUGCUCUUGGCCUCGUCUGUGGAGGACGACUGUGCGCGAACUGACCUGAAGGCAGAGAAGACUCGGCGCAAGGAAACCGAGGCGCGCGUCAUUUCGUGGAGUGCGUUUGAGCGCUUCUGGGAGCAACUUCACGCAGAGAUAGUCCUGUGGGAUUGCCGGCGGGCGGGGCCUUUCCUUCGGCGACAGGCAGACGCCGCGCCAGCCCUAAAAGCACAGGAUUUCGCGAAGCUUCUCGUCGGUUUCGUGGACCCGUCGCAGAUGGAAGGCUUGUCGCGCCGCAUUCACCGCCUGUCGUUUUCGAACUGCGAACCUGUCUCUCUCGAGUCCGUUUGGGCAUUCGACAGAAUAUGCAGACAGACGGAGGAUCUUCGCCUCGCGAUUGAGUUCUGCGCGGCGUUGGAGUCGCGCGGCGAAGACGAGAAAAUCACCCCGGCCGCUCUUGAGACUGCGUUACUGGCGCUGACCUCGUCGACCCACGAAGAAAAAACAAGUUUCCGAGCUCUGGUCGGCGUUCUCUUUCGCGUCUUCAAUCUAGAUGAAAGCGGGACUCUGGAGAAAGAAGAAUUUCUUGACAUGCUCGCGCAAAGGCAGGAGCACCAUAGCGCGCCAUCGGAGAGCCGCGCCUUCGAUGUCGUUCAUGCUCUGCAGAAAAAGGUUUUUUCGGCGUUCAAAUAUCGCUAA